UAAUGCAGCAAGACAAUGCGGAACAAGUUAUAUUAGAUCCAAAACUGAUAGCUAAGCACUACCUGAGGACGUGGUUCUUCCUCGAUCUGAUUUCGUCCAUUCCUCUAGAUUAUAUAUUUUUAAUAUUCAAUCAAUUCCAGGAUUACGGCGACAGUUUCCAAAUCCUGCACGCAGGACGCGCAUUGCGCAUCCUGCGUCUCGCCAAGUUGUUGUCAUUGGUGCGGCUUCUUCGGCUGUCAAGGUUGGUGCGAUAUGUCAGCCAAUGGGAAGAGGUGUAUAUCUUGCAGAAUCUUCAAAAAAAGCGAACAGAACGGAGGGGGCGCCUCAGUUCGGACCUCAACAAGUUUAAAAGCACCAAAAGCAAUCUCAUCUUUAAGUUCCUGAAUAUGGCCAGCGUAUUUAUGAGGAUAUUCAAUUUGAUCUGCAUGAUGCUACUUAUCGGACACUGGUCAGGAUGUUUACAAUUUUUAGUUCCCAUGCUUCAAGGAUUCCCACCUAAUUCUUGGGUUGUGAUCAACGAAUUACAAGAAGCCUCCUGGCUGGAACAGUAUUCCUGGGCACUCUUUAAGGCGAUGUCCCAUAUGCUCUGCAUAGGAUACGGCAGGUUUCCACCACAGUCUCUGACGGAUAUGUGGCUAACGAUGCUUUCCAUGAUAUCAGGAGCGACUUGCUACGCCUUGUUUCUCGGCCACGCCACUAACCUUAUUCAGAGUUUGGAUUCUUCUAGGAGGCAGUAUCGCGAAAAGGUCAAGCAAGUCGAGGAGUAUAUGGCUUACCGCAAGUUGCCGCGAGAGAUGCGCCAGAGGAUCACCGAGUAUUUCGAGCAUCGCUACCAAGGCAAAUUCUUUGAUGAGGAGUGCAUCCUGGGGGAACUCUCGGAAAAGCUCCGCGAAGACGUCAUCAAUUACAACUGCAGGUCUUUGGUUGCUUCGGUGCCAUUCUUCGCCAAUGCAGAUUCCAACUUCGUGUCCGAUGUCGUUACUAAGUUGAAAUAUGAAGUCUUCCAACCUGGUGAUAUUAUUAUAAAGGAAGGAACGAUCGGUUCCAAAAUGUACUUCAUACAAGAGGGCAUUGUCGACAUAGUAAUGGCCAACGGAGAAGUAGCGACUAGCCUCAGUGACGGCUCCUAUUUCGGAGAAAUUUGCCUGCUGACCAACGCCAGAAGAGUGGCAUCCGUCAGAUCGGAAACGUACUGUAACCUCUUCUCUUUGUCCGUCGACCAUUUCAAUGCGGUACUAGAUCAAUACCCGUUGAUGCGUCGCACAAUGGAAUCGGUGGCCGCGGAGAGGUCAGUGCGUUGGCUAAACAAAAUAGGCAAAAAUCCAAAUCUAUUAGCGCACAGAGAAGAAGACCUAGGCAGCGAAAGCAAAACAAUAAAUGCUGUAGUAAACGCAUUGGCAGCAGAGGCAGAUCAUGUAAAUAUGUCGGACGAAUCUUUAGCCAGGCUGCACGCCAGUGACAGGAGCUUACAAGAAAUAGGCUGGAACUUGCAAAAACUCACCCUACCCAGACCCAAAUCUGAAAACAACUUCGCCUCGCAGGAGAUGUCUCUCACGAGAGUUGGCGAACACAACGGAAGGAUAUCCUUCCACAAAUCCGAUACUUUUCACAAGGAGUCGAGCCUACAAUGACGACACUCCACGCACUAGUGCUCAGUGUUGUCAGCUCAACUGUGUCAAAUGCCAGUGCUAACUGUCGCAACUGCUGCACUGGCAAUUCGCACAGACCACCAUUGAACUGACCAUACACUCGACUAGUGCGUGUGAGAGCAGCUUCGCUGUAGACGUCUUUUAUUGAAGCAAUAAGUGAGAGGACACUUUGCUAGAAUUGUGCAAUAUUAGAACUAACAGUUAAGUUUAGCUUUAAUAAUUUAGGUGCUCAACAAAUUUAUAUAUUGGAUAUAACAACCACACAAACCCGGUUUUUGGGUACUAUUCUCGAAUUUCUGCCUGACAUUUUUUUUAUGUG
Molecule: messenger RNA, 1968 nt
Organism: Leptinotarsa decemlineata (Colorado potato beetle)
Lineage: Eukaryota; Metazoa; Arthropoda; Insecta; Coleoptera; Chrysomelidae
Product: hyperpolarization activated cyclic nucleotide gated potassium channel Ih
Biological process (GO): potassium ion transmembrane transport; sodium ion transmembrane transport; regulation of membrane depolarization
Cellular component (GO): membrane; HCN channel complex
Molecular function (GO): voltage-gated potassium channel activity
Source: RefSeq, a predicted model, not a curated record